Molecule: messenger RNA, 726 nt
Organism: Punctularia strigosozonata HHB-11173 SS5
Lineage: Eukaryota; Fungi; Basidiomycota; Agaricomycetes; Corticiales; Punctulariaceae
Exons: 4
Coding region: 12-656 (214 amino acids)
Biological process (GO): copper ion transmembrane transport; intracellular copper ion homeostasis
Cellular component (GO): plasma membrane
Molecular function (GO): copper ion transmembrane transporter activity
Source: RefSeq, a predicted model, not a curated record
GUUCUACGACCAUGGCUCCCUCAACAAGGUCCUUAUGGAUUUCAGCGAUAUCAACGUUAACUCUGGCAUCUAUUGCUGGUGCUCAUAGUAAUGGCAUGGACAUGUCGAUGGAUGGGGCAAUGUCGUUAGAGUCUGGACAGAUGCUGCCAUAUCUACACUUCACUACGGGCGAUAUUCUAUGGUUCCUUGGAUGGGUUCCGAAGAGCACUGGCGCUAUGGUCGGCGCAUGUAUCGGGUUGUUCUUGCUUGCCAUCUUCGAGCGAUGGCUUGCCGCAUGCCGAGCGCUGGGUGAAGCUCACUGGCGGAUGCGCGCCCAGAUCGCGCUGUCCGACAAGUUCAACUCCUCCGACAUUGCAACAUCCAAGCGCCCGGACCUCAAGGAGAAGAACUCGUCUUACACCGCUCCGGACCUCGACUACAAGCGCCCUGCGUCGCUGCGGCAGUCGAUGGCUGUCCGGAUGUCGACACCGUUCAUCCCCUCCCACGAUAUACCACGAGGCAUCAUCCAAGCCGCUCAGACGGGGCUUGGUUUUGCCUUCAUGCUCGUAGUCAUGACCUACCAAGUCGGAUUCAUCCUCUCCAUCGUCAUUGGCGAAGGCGUCGGCGAGACUCUUUUCGGCCGGUACGCCAGCAGCGCAGUCGUGCACUAUGCUUGAUAGAAUAUCCCUUGUCGCGUUUCACGCUUGUAUGAUUGUAUUAUGAAAUGUAGCCGACGAUGAUCACGCC